This is a messenger RNA of Thunnus maccoyii (southern bluefin tuna), 4112 nucleotides long. It is a transcript of the gene bicdl2l, whose product is annotated as bicaudal-D-related protein 2-like. The record is from RefSeq and is a predicted model, not a curated record. Gene Ontology annotation, biological process: Golgi to secretory granule transport; vesicle transport along microtubule. The coding region runs from base 742 to 2196 and encodes 484 amino acids. Lineage: Eukaryota; Metazoa; Chordata; Actinopteri; Scombriformes; Scombridae. The transcript is spliced from 6 exons.
AAUCAAUUCACACUCGCCUGCAAGAAUUAUUUUAAAUCAGCGUCUUCUUGUCAACACUUCAUUGCAACACAAAGAUGUUGCAAAGUAUUCAGUCAAUUCAGCAGGAUGUGUUGACUCAUCUCUGCUCAUGUAUGUAGAUUUGUCACUAAAAAAUACCCUUUUUUCAUGACUUUAGUUAACCACAAGGUAUGACUACAACUGGUGUUUUCCCCAAAGCAUUUCAACACUAAAAAUAAAUCGAUGACUAAGCGAAUGUCGGAUGUUUUUGCUUUAUACAACUUCUUAUCAGAUGGAAAAAAAGAAUCUUAAAAGUUUCAACAUUGAGACUCAACUUUCCUUCAUUGUAAAGCUGCCGUUGACUCUUGACUGUAAAUUGUUUUAUUGCUUGACAAAAGAGCAAUUCGAUUGUAACAAAGGAUCAAAAUCCCUCCUCCCUUUGUCACCCUGCAGCUCUGCUACGUUCGUACGUCAUGUGUUUGUGUAGCAACUGAGAAUGAGGAAGAAAACCCAGACAGGACACAUGAAGCCACGGCCUCCAGUGACAUCACAUCAUGUCAUGCUGUGUCCCUGUGAGAACGCACACCAUUCAGGAAAAACGAGUUUGGAGACAUUUUGUUUGUCAUCCUCCCUCCUCUUUGUUUUUCUUUCUUCUUCUUAGACUUUCCUAUGUGUAGCUUGACAGUAUCUUCAGACUGUUUAAUUGAUUCCACUUCAACCUGAGACUUCUCCACCGAGCUGAUCAUGGAUUACUCUCAACCUUUCUCAGCCCUCAAUGAGCAGCUGAGACCUCGAUUCACCACCAGUGAGCAGCUGUACUCCUCUCUGAACAGAGUAGAGGACAGACAGAUGGGCUCACUCAGGAGCAGAUCUCCAUUUUACCGACCAACAGUUCUGCCAACGGAACCAGAACCAAAAGUCGGCGUGACUCUAACGGAGCCAGAAGAUCCGGAGGAACCUGAAGAUGAUGCGGAGCAGGAGGAUUCAGUCUCUGAUGGCUUUGAUGAAGGAAAUUCUGCCGAUCUACUACACAUUGACAACUCUUGUCUCAUCUCUGAACUGAGCUUAAAAGAUGUGGAUGAAGAGGAGCUGGUUGAUGGGGACAACAGCUCCUGUCAGUCUGAGGAGAAAGACAGUUCAGGGGACCUGACCUCAGAGGGGACAGCAGGCUCCUCAGAGUCAGCAGCCUUGACCGAUGAAGGUGGGAGCUGCUUCCAGAGGAGCUACAUUGACAGGACUUUACCGGACCUGAUCAAGAGCGGCAGGCCGCUCAGCAGACGCCGGACCGUGGGUCACGUCUCAGACACGCUGAAAGAAGUGCGCAGAGAAGUUGAGCUGUCUCGGAGACGAAGCAUCAAGCUCAAGGCCCAGGUGGACAAACUGCAGGAGAGCAGAGAUGGACCAGGAUGGAGCCAGCACAGAGAGAGGGUCACAGAGGAAGUUCUGUCUGUUCUGAGGCUGCUGCAGCCGCUGACAGAACCAGAGUCCAGCCAACCUGAAUCCUCUUGUGGGCAAAACCAGCUGGACGCUGCACUGGCCCAGCUGCAGAAUGUGGCCCGCAAACUGGCAAUCAGCCACACCCGGCAGGAGAUCAAAUCUGGAAAAGGAACGGGAGCAGAGGACGGUGCUAUUCUGCAGCAGGCACUACGGGACAGAGAUGAGGCCAUAGAGAAGAAGAAGGCGAUGGAGGCUGAGCUGCUGAGAAGUAAGACGGAGAUGAUGACGCUGAACAACCAGCUGCUGGAGGCCGCGCAGAAACGUCUGGAGCUGUCGCUGGAGCUCGAAGCCUGGAAGGAGGACGUUCAGCUGAUCAUCCAGCAGCAGCUGUGGACUCAGCAGCAGGCAGAGCAGCAGGCCCAGAAGAAGCCCUCACGUCUGGGCAUCCUGAGGAGAAACAAACCGCCCAUCCAGCGGCCCGCCAACUUCCCUCUGUCUACACCCGUCCCGCCCACAACCAACUCAAACCAGAUCUUCGUCACAAAGUCUGCGGGUUCUACCACGCCUGCUCCCAGCACGCCUCCCACCGGCUCACAGCGCACCUGGAAGGACAAGCUGAGGAGGGGCGUGACCGGUCGCCAAGGAGACCAGGAUGCAACGAGGAGGGGCACGAUUGGUCGCCAAGGAGGCCAGGAUGCAGCGGGGCAGCUAGCAGAGCGGGGCAGAGAGAACGACGGCUUCCAAGUCGUAUCACUCGAUUGAAACCGUGACGACUUUGCACUGAUUCUGACGCACAACUCUCAUCUGUAACAAGUUAAAGUCUCCACUUAUUGUGACUUCACUUGAAUCUGAGUUUAACAUGUGUAUAUACAAGCAGGAUUUGUGACAUCACAACUAGUUUGAAGCCAAUCCUGGUUCAGUAUUCAACUUAAACGAGUGAUGUGGAAACCUGAAGCCUCCAUUGCACAAACACUGAGAAUAGACUUUACAGUGAAGAAGGAAACAUCUUGCAUUGACCACUUUUGAAGUAAUAGAUGGAAUAAAUGUCAUUUUGAGUAUUGUAACGAGGCAAUUUAACUUUUUUGUCGAAAAACCAUAUCAGACACAAAUUAUUAUUGUUUUAAAACAUGUCUGAAGGGGACCUUUAGUAUUUUCUUGGAAACAAAUGCUUUGGACCUUUGACCUUGUCAUGUAUGUGUGCAAUAUACCUGUGAUUAUGAAUGAGCCUUUUGAUUGUUUAAUACUGUAACACUUACACUUAGUUUCCUGAGUAUUGUUAGUCAUGUUGUAAAUAAAUGAAAUUCUUAUGCAAAAGUUCCUUCAGAUGUCAGACUGCAGCUUGUUUAAUGAAAUCACAUCCUGAGCUUUGAGAAUCACUAUUAAUCCUUCUGUUUGCUUUUGCUUGUUGCAUUUUCAUGAUUCAAAAGAGAGAAAAAAAAGGAGACACUUUGUCUUUAUUGUAUAAUGUCAGUUUGUACAUUUCCAAUACUGCAUAAUCCACUCUUAUAUGCAUCUUGCACACAUUUAAAAUUUAUAUAUAUGCCAUUAUCUACAAUGAGUGCCACCAGUGUGACAUGUUGAACAAACUCAAGACGUAUAUAGCACAGCAAACUCACACCUGAUGACAAGUGAAAAGGCAUGCUCAUAAUGAAACAAUAUACAAUCCAGAACGAUGAUUACAGUCUUUAAACAGAUUUUCAGUAUGAUUGAAUAAAUUCACUUUUCUAUAUCGAUGACACAAAGUUCCUCUUUGACAUAUAUUCUUAUCCUACUGCAACACGAGAGAAGCUGAAGCAGGACCUGCAUUCAAAUGUCAGCGCUACCCGACCCCCCCCCCCCCCCCAAAACAAUCUAUUCAUAGUGUGCAACCAGACAAAUCUGUCCCGCGGUUGAGGAGGAUUAGGGUGCUUCUCCUCGAACUGAAACUUUACGGAGAGUUUCACUCAUUCUGGUUAUUUAGAGCCUUUUAAGACUUGAUAUUUAGACAAAACACGAAACACUGAUUGUAGUAAACAUCAAGCGCCACGAAGGAAUAGACCCUCAUCUGUCAAUCUUCCAUGUCAGAAAAUCCACACAGAACUGGCAACCCAGCUGCCAAUCUUAAAUCUGCUAGUUAUUGUUGUAGAAGAAGAAGGUUUUUUUUUUUUAUCAAGUUUUACAGAAAUGGAAAAAGGAGCUCUCGACAAAAGAGGCACAUACAAAUUUACAACACCCUGCUUAUUCAAACAGAUGGCAGUUUUCACUACUGGACCGUACUGUUCAACCCCAUGAAAACAGAAAUGAUAGUGACACUGUUACGAUUAGAUAAGUUACAUAGUUGCAGCAUAUAUUUUGUGACCCAUAUAUACCCAUAUAGCCUUGCGCUGUAGUUGUAAAGAUAAGUGAGAUGCAGAUAAAUAAAUCAGUAAACCAUUUUUUCAUCAAAACACUGAUUGGACCGACCAAAUACAAAGACACAACAACAUUACGAUGGCUUAUUGCCGGACAGACAGAAGAAUAGUAGAAGAGUGUAUAAUAACUAGCAUAUCCAGUUGUAACCUGAGAUAUUCAGGAAACAGAUUGUGACACCACAACAUUUUUACUUGGUUUCCAUAGAUGAUUAUGUCAGCAUAGAAAUAUAACCAGCGUUCUCAAGUAGCGACACGGUAACUGACCUGUAAAUCCUCAUCUCUGAUGUA